Molecule: messenger RNA, 1180 nt
Organism: Alligator sinensis (Chinese alligator)
Lineage: Eukaryota; Metazoa; Chordata; Crocodylia; Alligatoridae
Gene: SNF8
Product: SNF8, ESCRT-II complex subunit
Exons: 9
Coding region: 509-1180 (223 amino acids)
Biological process (GO): protein transport to vacuole involved in ubiquitin-dependent protein catabolic process via the multivesicular body sorting pathway
Cellular component (GO): ESCRT II complex
Source: RefSeq, a predicted model, not a curated record
GUCAGUGUGGGGCGUGUUCGGCCGGGGUGCUGUGAGCCGCCGGGAUGCACCGGCGCGGGGUGGGCGCGGGCGCCAUCGCCAAGAAGAAGCUGGCAGAGGUGGGAGCGGCGGCGCCUCCCUGCCCCCCGGAGCCGCCCAGGCCCAGCUGUGCCCUCCCCCCGGGUCUUCAUCGCCUCAAGUCACAGUCCGCAGCGCUGUGCCCAGCCCAGCUCUGCCCCGCGAGCCCCCGAAGCGUCCUCGGUGGCCACUGGCAGGGCCGCCUGAUUCCCGGCCCCUGGCAAGCGGGCAAAAUGAGCCGCCUAGAGUAAAACAGGGGUGGGGUGGGGCAGGGGGAGCUCCUGCAGAUCGUCUUUGUUCUCUUCCAGGCCAAAUACAAGGAGCGUGGGACGGUUCUGGCAGAGGACCAGCUGGCGCAGCUGGCCAGGACUGGCCUCUGAAAUCCAUGACUGACCCAGUAAAUUACGAUGUGUGGUCACCUUAUUUAAGACCCCUGUGGUGAAUUGCCUAAAUGUCUAAACAACUGGACAUGUUUAAGACUAACUUAGAAGAGUUCGCUAGCAAACACAAGCAAGAGAUUCGUAAAAAUCCCCAAUUUCGAGUCCAGUUCCAGGACAUGUGUGCAACGAUUGGGGUGGAUCCAUUGGCAUCUGGGAAAGGCUUCUGGUCAGAGAUGCUGGGAGUUGGAGACUUUUACUAUGAGUUGGGUGUUCAGAUUAUUGAAGUCUGUCUAGCUCUAAAGCACAGAAAUGGAGGUCUCAUAACACUGGAAGAGCUUCAUCAGCAAGUGCUGAAGGGAAGGGGGAAGUUUGCUCAGGAUGUCAGCCAGGAUGAUCUCAUUCGUGCAAUCAAGAAGCUGAAAGUUCUGGGCAGUGGCUUUGGGAUUAUUCCUGUUGGAGGAACAUACCUAAUCCAGUCUGUGCCAGCUGAACUGAACAUGGAUCAUACAGUGGUUCUGCAGCUGGCAGAGAAAAAGGGGUAUGUAACGGUCAGUGAGAUCAGAUCCAGUUUGAAAUGGGAGGUGGAACGAGCCAAACAGGUGCUGGAACACUUGCUGAAAGAAGGCAUGGCCUGGCUUGACACACAAGCCCCAGAAGAAUCUCAGUACUGGUUACCAGCUCUCUUUACAGAGCUCUACUCUCAAGAAAUCACGCCAGAGGAAGCCAAGGAGGCAAUACCUUGA